GUGAGAUACCUACGUGCAUCAUGUGGAAGGAACACCUAGCUCUCUGUACUCUGUAUCUGCUGUGUGCAGCCUGCAAGGGUGAAGACUUGCAUCAGAGCGAUGGGGAAACAAAGUCUCUCAUGUACAUGGAGAACCUGAUCUCCAAGUACAGCUCUGCCGCUGCUCUCUCCAGAGAUGAGUUCAUGGCCAUGUAUGCCAGUCUCCAAGUGAAGGACCUGUCGCCAGAUUCUGCUGAACAUGGCAGCGAUGAAGCUCAGUGGUGUGACCAGAUGUUUGUUAACACUUCAUGCACAGACAAGUGUGGCACUGGCGAAGAUGUAUUCACGAUGUACGCAGUGGAUUAUCACCUGAACGCCUCCCUGCUCCAUGAAGCACUGCCGGCGGUGGUCAUGUCCCUGGAGGCGGACCACUGUAGACACCGGGGAAGCCAUGGCCACGAGGAGGCCAGACAUCGCAAGAUGCCGUCGCGGAAGGAAGUUUGGGCAUAUGGUGUUGGCUUCGUAGUCCUUAUCUGCAUUGUGUCCAACCUUGGUGCCUGCCUAGCCCCACUGAUGAACUCCUCGUUCUUCAAAAUGCUGCUCAUGUUCCUGGUGUCCACAGCAGUCGGCACGUUAGCAGCAACAGGACUUUUAGUUCUCGUCCCAGAGUCUCUGGAACUGAUGUAUAUAGAAGAGACGGCCGAUGACUACAUAUGGAAAACCUCUACAGUGUUGGGCGGAAUUUUCUUCUUCUACAUGUCCGAGAGGGUGUUAAAAAGUGUAUUUAGAGGAUCUGACAAAGACCAGAAACAUGGUUCUACUGAACUGGUGGUGGAGGAGGGUGAACUAGGCGGUGAAAUGGCCGCACUGCAACCUGCUGCUAAUGAAAUUGAAGAGAAACAGUCGCCGUCUCUCCCAAGUAAUGAACAGAAUCCGAUGAAAAAAGAGAAAAAGAAGGUUCAGACAGUAGCAUGGAUAAUGUUGCUAGGAGAUGCAAUACACAAGGCUGUAGAUGGACUGGCCGUUGGUGCUGCCUACUCUAAAAGUAUCAAAACAGGACUAAGUCUUUCCAUUGCCAUCUUGUGUGAGGAAAUACCCCACGAACUAGGCGAUGUCGCCAUCCUCUUGCACUCGGGAAUGACGAUGAAGAAAGCGCUGUUUUGCAACACACUGUCUGCAGUCUGUGGAAUCAUUGGUCUUGUUGGCGGCAUUUCCCUGGGAGAGAACCCGGCAGCAAACCAGUGGAUAUUUGCUGUUGCAGCAGGAAUAUUUCUCUAUGUACCACUUGUCGAUAUGCUCCCCGAGAUGAGCGAGGCAGCAGACAAAGCAAUCAAGAAUGGAUCGGGGGGCUUUCGUGUCACGUUGAUCCAACUGCUUGGUUUGUGCUGCGGAUUCGGCAUUAUCCUGGUUGUGGCGCUCUAUGCUGGCGAUAUACAGGUUUAAAUGGACCACUACUCUAAAAGGCCAAUUACCACUUCUAAGAAAAAUACUUACCGGAAUCUAGCACUGAUUGAUAAGAUCAGUUUCUGAUAUCUGUUUUGCCAUGUUUGUGGUUUUGCCUUGGUACCUUGGAGGCCCUUCAUUUGAUAAUCAAGAGAGAUGGCCUUGGGUUUUCUGGAAACCCAAUCUGGUCUGAUAAAUCCUCUACACAAUUUACUAAGUCAGUCACAUAGCACGCCGGAUGUUCAGAAGAAUGACGUGACUGGCUCUAUCAAAAAUCUUUAAAUGUCUGGAAGUUCCAGGAUAUUUAAUGGUCCAUACAUAAAAUUCCAUUUCCAUUUUAUUCUUAUAAUACAAUGUAUUGCUCCAUUUUGUAUCAAGUCUAAUAUCAUGACUGAGCAAACAUUUAUCAAGAGUUUAUGUUCAAUGAAA
Molecule: messenger RNA, 1850 nt
Organism: Haliotis rubra (blacklip abalone)
Lineage: Eukaryota; Metazoa; Mollusca; Gastropoda; Lepetellida; Haliotidae
Product: metal cation symporter ZIP14-like
Biological process (GO): zinc ion import across plasma membrane; intracellular zinc ion homeostasis
Cellular component (GO): membrane
Molecular function (GO): zinc ion transmembrane transporter activity
Source: RefSeq, a predicted model, not a curated record